AUGUUCGACUCUCCGGCUGGUAUGACGGAUCCGAGAUGGUCGCCUCCUUCGCCAGGGCUGUCAAGUUUGGGCAGAGGUGAGUUUUCCUCGGGGCUAGACGGAGUCUCGGGGAGUAGUGGACGUUUACGAGACGCGUCUAGUUCAAAGCCGAGCGUGAACGAGUUCGUGACGAAGGCGGCCCGGUCGCCUGCGGAGCGUCUUAGGGCGGACCAGAGUCAAUUGGAGGAGUUUCUGCGAAGACGGGAACAACAGUUGGCCGCUAUUACAUUAACUAUUCGAGCAAAACGAUCCGGUACAACGACAAGUGUUAGCGCUUCUCUUGAGGAGCUCGAAGGCGCGCGACGGAAGCUCGAAGUUGAUCUAUUUCGCGCGCGACAGGCGCUAUUCGCGCUCCAACACCAGGCAGAGACAGAAGUUAUUCGGAGCAAAGUCGCCCUUGAGGAACUCGAUGCGGCUCUAGGUAUUCAAGACGCACAGGGGUUGCACAAAGUACCGCAAUCUUUUGCCGCCGAGCAAAAACCGCGGCCUACAGAGCACAUAGAGCGAGAUGACUUAACACUAAAUGACAUAUCGCUCGCGCUGCAAAAGCUCCGGCGCGAAGAAGCGGAGCAGCGUAUUGGAGAGACUCGAGUAGCCAUAAGAAAAGCGCUUCAUUAUGGCGCUGAGUUGGCGAGUCUCUUUCGUGAGCCUGAGCGCCAAGGUCUGGAUCAAGUUUUCGACGAAGCGCUGUUGAUGCCUUUUCAAGACCGAAAACCGUCAGAUCUACCUCGAACCCCAAAGUGCACUAUCUUCGCUUCCGAUACGGAGCUAGCUCACAAGCGUCGGCGACUUGAGAUGGCACCUACAAGAGAUUACGUGAAAGUUCUCCAGCCAGACGCACAUACACCGUUUUUGAACAAGGUAGACGCGUGGCAGCGAUUACAGCCUUAUCACGUCUUCCUGGGCGAGGUUAAAUCUCCUGGGUGUGGUCUAUCAGAUCAGGAUCUACUGGGCACGCACGGAGACAAACCUUUCGAGGCAAACCUGAGGGAAGUUGUCGUGCGAGCUGAGCAGCGCUUUUCUCAACUUUUGUCUUGGUAUGAGACUGCCACGGCGAAGAACGAUGUUUUCAUCGAGACGAAGCCGUGA
Molecule: messenger RNA, 1128 nt
Organism: Cyanidioschyzon merolae strain 10D
Lineage: Eukaryota; Rhodophyta; Bangiophyceae; Cyanidiales; Cyanidiaceae
Exons: 1
Coding region: 1-1128 (375 amino acids)
Source: RefSeq, a predicted model, not a curated record